Eutrema salsugineum is the source of this 549-nucleotide messenger RNA. Its product is annotated as heavy metal-associated isoprenylated plant protein 44. The transcript is spliced from 3 exons. Bases 1 to 549 code for a protein of 182 amino acids. Gene Ontology annotation, molecular function: metal ion binding. NCBI's taxonomy places the organism in Eukaryota, Viridiplantae, Streptophyta, Magnoliopsida, Brassicales, Brassicaceae. The record is from RefSeq and is a predicted model, not a curated record.
AUGUCUCCUUUUAUAGCAAAAAGUCUCGAGUCUAUUUUAUCUAUCAUUGCAAGAAUUUUCUCCUUCCGACGCCUUCAUGAGUCUAAUCCAAGACCUACCACACAUAUCAGCUACUUCAGGAUGUCUAAGAGACGCCCACUCUCUUUGCAGACGGUUGAUCUCAAGGUCAGGAUGUGUUGCACUGGUUGCGUCAGGAUUGUUAGGAACGCAAUCUCAAAAAUCCGAGGUGUUGAUUCAGUAGAGGUGGAGAGAGAGAUGGGAAGAGUGAGAGUGGUGGGAUACGUCGACAGAAACAAAGUGCUCAAAGCCGUGAGACGAGCCGGGAAGAGAGCUGAGUUUUGGCCAUACCCUGAGCCUCCACUUUACUUCACAUCUACUCAAAACUAUUUCGUAGAUCCUUCAAAAGAAUUCAGAGAGAGUUAUAACUAUUACAGACAUGGCUACAAUGGUACGGAACAACAUGGUAAUAUCCCCGUAGGUUCUCGUGGAGACGAUAGGGUUAGUAAUAUGUUUAAUGAUGAUAACGUCAAUGCAUGCCGUCUCAUGUAA